This is a messenger RNA of Candida dubliniensis CD36, 6981 nucleotides long. RefSeq names its product protein kinase (gene MEC1). Gene Ontology annotation, cellular component: nucleus. The record is from RefSeq and is a predicted model, not a curated record. Bases 1 to 6981 code for a protein of 2326 amino acids. Lineage: Eukaryota; Fungi; Ascomycota; Pichiomycetes; Serinales; Debaryomycetaceae. The transcript has a single exon. Gene Ontology annotation, molecular function: protein binding; protein serine/threonine kinase activity. Gene Ontology annotation, biological process: telomere maintenance; protein phosphorylation; DNA damage checkpoint signaling.
AUGACGUCAAAUCAAUCAAUAAGUACUAAUGAACUACUACAGUUCUUAACAGAUAUCGAAACCAAUAUCAACGAUCAUGAAACUGAUUUCAGAAAAUUGUUACUAUAUUUACUACGAUUCACUAAUGAAAAAUUGAUCCUCAUUGCACAAGAAGAAAUCAAUACCCCAACUGAGGUACAGUUAUUGAUAAAAUUAAUUGACAGUAUUGAAUUGGUACUAUCAAAGAAAACAAACUUACUUUCAACUUUGUUAACUAUUGAAGACGUCAAUAUAAUCCAUGCCACAGGUUCUGGUUCAUUAGUUUAUGAGGUCCCUUUACAUGAAUGGUGUAUAUCCUUUGCCUUACUGCAUAUUCCUAAUUUUGUUUCCCAUACUACAGGUUUAAAUCAAUUGAAACGACUAGUUUUUCUUAUUGUGAAUUUUGUUUGUACUCAAUUGCAUAGUUUCAAAGUCAUCAAAAGCACCAGAAUUUACCUCUUGAAAACACUUGAUGAUAAUUUAAACUUUUGCUUAGAGAAUUUGGCAUCAGCAAACACUUUCCUAUUUAAAUCUAAACUAACAACAGCAGUCAACUUGUUUUCUAUUGUUCACGAUUAUGAUAUAUCUCAAAAACUAUCGUUAAAUCUAAACAAUUAUCAAUUAAAAUUUGAAAGUUAUGGCAGGAAAAUUUGGUUUAUCCUUAAUGAAAUAAGUUUGGUUUCAGAAAUUGACAAUUUAAAUUUUUUAGAUUGUUUAAAAUCAGUAUUUAUUUUGGAUCAAUCUAGUUCUCUAACAUUAAAUGUACUGGUUGGUUGGAACCAAUUUGGGUUUUUGUUAACUUGCAUAGUUGAACAUUUGCGACAAGAUUUUAAAACCCUCGAUUCGAAUACUAAUAAUUUUGAAUUUGUAAAUUUGAACCGUUCAAUCAGUUUGAGUUUAUUAAAUACAUUUAUGCUUUGUUUGGAAAAGGAUUUGUUGGAAAAUUUUAUGUCAUUUUCAAAUAUCAAGGGAUUACUCUGGAAAUUAAUAUAUGAUGAAAGUAUACCAUAUCUUAUCCGCAAAAGCUUGAAUAUAGUACAAUAUAUUUAUCAAUCAAAAAGUAAUCCAGAUGGAGAUAAACUCAAGAUUUACAACACACCAGUGUAUAAUGAUUAUGUAUCGAAAACAUUUGUUGAUCCAGAAUUGGAGUCCUUUCGUACUCGUCUAUUAAACUUGCAAGGUGAUUAUGAAGUUUCUAGAAAAGAACAAUUAUUAUCAUUUGCCAUAGAUGAAACUCACAAAUUGACAAAACUGGCCAAUUUAUUGAAUUAUCAUGAUGAACGUGCUUGGAUCCAUAUAGUAAAAAAGUUAACUGGCACUAACAAAGAUGUUUUGGAAGAUGAAACUACCUUGUACACUCUAGUCACUGCACUUGGCCAUUAUCCCUGCAUUUUAAAAGGUGAUUAUGAUUACACGAUAAAUGAAUGUACAAGAUGUGGGUUUGGACCUCUAUCUAAGAAUAACUAUAGUAGUAUUGAUCCAAAAAGACUUCCAUUGAAUUAUGACACAGAAGCUACAGUCCUUGAGGAUAUUAUACAGCUGUUUUUGGUUCCCAAAUUGGAAAGGCAACCAGACCCAUUGUUAUGUUGCAAUACUCUUCUUCUAAUAUUUAAUUUUUAUGCCACUUUUCUGCCUGUGACUGAUAUGAAAAUGCCUUACGUUCUAGACUUUUUGCUUGGAUUAUUAGCAACAAAUGAUAAUCGUGAUGUCCGAAUGCUAGUUGCACGUAUACUCCCACUAUAUUUAAUUCAACUGAAUGAUGACAAAUUACUUGAUGAAACAUUCAAGUACAUUUUCCAAAAAGUGACAUCUAUCGAUUUUUCGUCACAGCAUCGUUUACAUUUUGGUGAAUCAACAAUUCGAGCUGUUGUUGAGUUAGCAACAGUGUCUACUGGGGAACGAUUAUGUGCUAUCUACUUUAAGUUGGUUGAUUGGUUGGGUGAGCAAAAUGAACAGCAUCUGAACUAUGUUUACUGUGGCAUAUUGAAUCUUGCUUCAGCUAAAUCAUUACCGCCUCAUAAAUUACUAUCUCCAUAUUUACCGAGUGUUGCAGAAAUUAUUAUCAAAAAACCUCAAUUAUUUGAAAGAAUUAUCAAAGUACUGAUGAUUACUAAAAACUAUUUUUUGAACAGAACCAAAGAAUAUACCGUUCCAAGAAUUUUGGAGUACUACAAAGAUCCAACUUUACUUACACAAAUAGCAAAUGCAGCCGGGUUAGAGGUUGGAAAGUUACUUGCCAAUUGUUUACCAAGAAUAUUGGCAACUUAUUUGACAAAAGAGUCGGUAAAUGAAAGAUACAUUAUGAAAGUAUUGAGCAGUGUGUGUCCAGACUAUAAAAUGGUCCAUACAGAGGAAUUAUUUACUAGAAUCGGGGAUAUCACAUGGUAUAUUCUAUUGGAAAUACAAAUGGAUGAAUUUGGCAAUAUUCGCAAUCUAACGAAUAUUUUAAGAGCCUUGGACUGUGUUUGCAAAAAUGUCUCUCUACGGAAAAAUGGGUCGGAAACUACUAAAAAUAACAGCAUCAAUGAUUUGAUUGAGGAUCAAGUUUUGUUGUUGAUUCAAAAAUUUAGUGACGUAACACAUUCAUCAAGAGGAGCCAAGCCGUAUUUAGAGUUGAAGAAUUCCUUUUAUGCUAUUGAGUUUUUGAUCAAGAGACAUAUUGAUGCUAUUACUUCAGCUUUGGGACAGUUAUCUACCUGUUUACAAGCCACUUUAGAGGAACCAGAUUUCCAUGUAUUAUCUUUACGAUGCUGGAAUGAGUUGAUAAAGAAGGUGCCACCUUCACAUUUAAUAUCAUUGAUUGAUAUAAUUAUUUCGAUAAUUUUGCAAAAGUUUGAAAGUUUUGGAUCUGAGGCUAAAAGUAUUGCAAUUGAAAUUUUAAGAAAGAUCUAUGAAGAGAUUAAAGAUAAGUACAAUCGAUAUUCGUUGUACUUUUUGUCAUUGCCAUUUCUUUCUUAUAUGGAAGAUUAUCAAAUGGUCAAAGAGUUUCGAAAUAUGAAGUCCCCUUCACGUGCUAUGAUUUUUCUGGAAUUCACCAGACGAUUACAAACGUCUAACAUGUAUGUUGUUAAACAUGCAUUAUUUGAUUUAUCAAAUUAUUUUGACAAGUAUCAAAUCAACUGUCAACGAGAUCUUUUUAAAGAUCCUGGUUUGACACCAGCAAUAACAAGUUUGGUCCGAACUCUUUUGGACACAGCAGCAAAAUUUAAGAAUAAAGACACAACUGUAUCCACCGCAUGUGCCAAAGCUUUGGCAAUUAUUGGGGCUCUAGAUUCAAACAGGUUUCAAUUUAAAACAGUGAAACAACUAAUCAUAAUUGCCCUGGAUUUUGAGAAUAGUGAAGAAAACUCGACUUUUUUGGUUGACUUGAUUGAAAAUCAUUUAUUAAAGAUAUUUUGGGCUUCUAAUGAUCCACAUAAACAAUUAUUUGCUGCUUAUGUAAUGCAAAGUUUCUUAGCGGUUAUGGGACUUGAUGAGCAUGUUUUACAAACCAAGGAUAAUCGAGUAUGGAACAAAUUUACAGAUGUGGCAAAAUCAACCUUGACGCCAUUUUUGAAAUCUAAAUAUGCUGCUCUGAAACCCAAAUUAGACAAUAUCAAAUUCCCCUUUUUCAAGUUAGGAAUGAAAUAUGAGACAUGGUUGAUAGAUGUCACAUUAUUUUUGUUAAAACGGGCCAGUAUAGAUAAUGGUAAAGGUAAUCAAAAAGCAAAGACGAGAAAAUUAAUAUUUCAAAGUUGUGCAGUUUUAAUUCAAAAAGAACACGAUAUCCCAUUAUGUGAACAUUUGUUGAGAUAUGUGGCUCUAAGUCAUGUUAUAAAUGAAGGUGUUCCUGAAGAACUACAUAAAGAAUUUUUACAUAUUUUGAAAAUAGAUUCCAAAUCAACUUCUCCUGAUCGUGCUGAACAAUUGAAACUAUGUUACCAAGCUAUUUUUUCAGUGUUGGAUUACUUUAAUCAAUGGAGUUCCAAUAUGCGUGUUGUUACGAAUAAUUCCCAAAUAGAAUCAACUUCAGAUGAUAUACGUCAUAAAAUGGAUGCAGUUGCAAAGUUUAGUCUGUUCCCACAGGACCUUCUCACUAUUAGGUCAGCAGAAUGUGACGCAUAUGAGAGAACCAUUAUGUAUUUAGAGAAUUGCUAUCGUGAUAGUCAUUCAGAAAAAUCUUUUAAAUUGUCAAACUUGAAUGGUGCGGCGACUUUACAGGAUAUGUAUGCCCAUAUUGAUGAUUAUGAUGCAUUAAAUGGGACUUUGAAGAUGUUCUCAACCAAUAACUUGAAUGAAAAAUUGAUUACUUUCCAAUACAGUGAUAGCUGGAGUUUGGCUCAUGAAUCAUUUGAAGCCUUGGGUUCAACAAAGGAUAGUGUGUCUAACAACACAAAGCUAUUGCAAUCAUUGAAUGAACAUGGUUUAUAUAAUGAGGUGUUGUCAACAUUAUCUGCUAGAACCGAUCCCAACGAUUUAAAAUCUAUUCCAUUGGAUUGGUCGUUAAUGGGAUUACAUGCUGCCGUGUACAAAGGUGAUUCUAAACAACUUGAAAAAUGGUUGCAAGUAACCAAUUCAAUUGGCAAACCACACGAUAUGGAAACCAUGAUAAAUUAUGAACUUGCCAAGGCGUUAAGUUUUCUAUUUCAAUCUAAAAUAGAUAUGUUCAAAAGUUCCAUGGACAAGUUGUAUAAUAUAAUUGGAUGUUCUUUAGUUCCUUCAGUGUCAUCAAAUUUCACCAGAAACAUCACUUUGAUGAAUCAAUUGCAUGCGAUAUAUGAUGUGAGUUUGAUUGUUUCAUCUCAAGAUUCUGAAAAUACAUUGGAUCUACGUAUUGGUAAUGUUGACCAAGAUUUUGAUACUCAACGAAGUAUUCUAACGUUACAUAAUGUUGCCAACACUGCUAUGAAAAAUCCAGCGAUGAUAUCAAAAAACCUUUUACGAGAGUCAUCCUUGGCAAGAAAAUAUAAUCGGUUGGAUAUUUCUACUAGAUCUAUAGUACAAGCAAUGUCCUUAGAAGAUGACCAAGCCAUUAUAGAAUUUGCAAAAUUACAAUGGGCUCAGGGGAAACAAUCAGAAGCAAUCAAGUGUUUGUUUGAUAUUUUAAAGGAUCAUAAGUUUCAUCAGGAUGACACGAAGAAGGCACAAAUACAACUUCAAUAUGCCAAUUGGUUAGAUGAGUCGAAUCAUUUGUCAGCUCAUCAAAUCAUAAAAGAGUACACCAAGGCAUUUCAUUUAAAUAUGAGGGAUGAGAAAUGUAAUUUUGAUAUUGGCAAGUAUUAUAAUAAAUUGAUGGAAUCAUCUAAUGAUCCUUCAGGAGAAUAUGAACAUUUGACAGUGAGGAAUUAUAUUAGAGCAGUAUCUGUUGGUACUACUUUUAUAUUUGAAGCUUUGCCAAAAUUAUUGACGAUUUGGUUAGAUUUUGCUGAUAAACCGAAAAAACUGAAAACUGCUGAAAAAAAAUUGAAUCAAAUCAUUGAAGAUCUUUAUAAUGGUCUUGCAAAUGUACCCAAUUAUGCAUGGUAUACUGUAUUGACACAAAUGUUAUCAAGAAUUGUUCACCAUCAUGAACCUUCAUUUCAAGUUUUACGUACAAUUAUCCUGAAUGUUAUGUUAGAAUAUCCUAAUCAUUGUGUGUGGUAUAUAUUUUCUCAUGCAAAGUCUUCUGAUAAGGAAAGAAAAACCAGAACUCAAAAACUAAUUACUAAAGUGUGUGAAGAAAAUACUCGACAUCCUCUUACCAGAUCAAUCUUUGCCACUGGAGGAUUGUUUGAGAAAUUAAUAAAAAUUGCUGAAUUGAAAAUACCCAAGACAAAUAGAAAACGACAAAUGUCACUUUUAAAAGAUUUCAAUAUGGAUUUGAGUGAUCCAAUUGAUGAUUUAGUGAUACCUGUUCAAUCUAACCUUCAGAUUCAAAUACCUAGUCAAUUAGGAUCCAAAUACAAAGGGUUUUCACGAUCUUCUUCAAUUACGUUUGAUGGAUUUGAUGAUACUGUGAAUAUUUUUUUUUCAUUACAAAUGCCUCGACAAUUGACAGUUCGAGGUUCAGAUGGUAAUGCUUAUAGAUUAAUGGUUAAAAGUGAUGAUACAAGAAAAGAUGCUAAAGUAGUUGAAUUUACCACUAUGGUUAAUAGAAUAUUAUCUACUAGUACUGAGGCAAGAAAAAGAGGAUUACAAAUUGCCAAUUAUUCUGUGGUACCACUUUCUGAUCAUUUUGGUAUAAUUGAAUUUGUUAUGAAUGUACAAACUAUGAAAGGAGUAAUAAUUGAACAAAGGAAACGUCAAGGUAUUUCAAUUAAUGAAAGGAAAAUUUUUAUGCAUAUUGGUGGUUUACAAAAAGCUAAACAAAAAGAUAAUAAAAAAUUGGAUAAAUUAAUGGUUGAUUUCCGACAUAUAAUGGAUCAAUGUCCUCCAGUUUUACAUAAUUGGUUUGUUGAACAAUUUUCUGAUCCUAAUGCUUGGUAUAUGGCAAGAAAUUCAUUUACUCGAUCUAGUGCUGUUAUGUCAAUGGUUGGAUAUAUUAUGGGAUUAGGAGAUCGUCAUUGUGAAAAUAUUUUAAUUUUUAAAAAUACUGGAGCAAUAUUACAUAUUGAUUUUGAUUGUUUAUUUGAAAAAGGUACUACACUUCCAACUCCAGAAAUUGUUCCAUUUAGAUUAACCCAAAAUAUGGUUGAUGCCAUGGGGAUAACUGGAGUUGAUGGGAUUUAUCGAAUAACAUGUGAAGUUAUUGGUACAUUAUUACGAGAAAAUGAACAAAUUUUAAUGAAUAUAUUAGAAACAUUAAUUUAUGAUCCAUUAAUUGAUUGGAGAAAUCAUAAUCCACGUGAAGAUUUAUCUAAAGUACGUAAAAAAAUUCGAGGAUUAAUUAAUGAAGAUGAAGGUUUACCAAUGAAUAUUCAUGGUCAAGUAGAUGUAUUAAUUCAAGAAGCUACAUCAUUAGAGAGAUUAUCACAAAUGUAUGCCGGUUGGGCAGCUUAUAUGUAA